Cyprinodon variegatus (sheepshead minnow) is the source of this 2224-nucleotide messenger RNA. RefSeq names its product vascular cell adhesion protein 1-like. NCBI's taxonomy places the organism in Eukaryota, Metazoa, Chordata, Actinopteri, Cyprinodontiformes, Cyprinodontidae. Gene Ontology annotation, biological process: cell adhesion. The transcript has 4 exons. The record is from RefSeq and is a predicted model, not a curated record. Gene Ontology annotation, molecular function: integrin binding. Bases 120 to 953 code for a protein of 277 amino acids.
GUCCAGAUAAACCUGUGUUGACUCCAUCUAGACUGGUGGUAAAGUACGGUGAUCCAGCCUCUGCCACAUGUGUGGCGUGUCAAAAGGACUGUCUUCCUGUUAAUGAGAGCGUUAUUGACAUGGAAGUACCUGUGGGAGAACGCUCAACAAAUGGAACCACAGUGAAUUGGACUGUAGACCAUCUUAGGUUAUGGGACAGUGACCCAAAGUGCUACUAUACUGACAAGAAUGAUAAACAGUGUUGCAGCGCCCUAUCUGUUACUGUGUACCAGCCUCCACAAAGUGUUUCCAUCAGCUUAAAUCAAAGUGGACCUCUGACCGAGCAUACAGAGUACAUCCUGCAGUGCUCUGUACAGAAGGUAGCUCCCAUUCAAAACCUAGUUGUGACCUUUUACAAAGGAAAUACACAGCUGGGUACCAUGCAUGGCGACAGUACCCAAAAAACCCCAGUAAAUAAGCUCUUUACUUGGAAUUUUAACACCAGUAAAGAAGAUAAUGGAGCCCAGUUCUGGUGUGACGCAAAGCUGGAAUUGGGACCUGAAGGACCACAGCCUCCUCCAGUGGUGAAAUCAAACUAUCUCACUGCUACAGUUCACUAUGGGCCUGAGCUGAAGGUUUCAGCUGAUCCACCUCCAAUCACCAUCACAAGAGGAAACAAUCUCAAUCUGACCUGCUUGGCCGAGGGCAACCCUGAACCUUCGUACCGCUGGACGUUGCCGUCCAAUAAGGGUUACAGCAGUGGGACCAGUCUCAUCGUUCAGUCAGUGGAUUAUCAGGAUGAAGGACAGUAUGUCUGCACUGUUAGCAGCAAACUGAAAACUAUCCACGUAAAAUUUAAUGUACAAGUCAAAGCAAGCAUCUGGCCAUACAUUAUAGUUGUAAUAGUUGUUGUUGCUCUGUUAUUGUCAUUGAUCUUUUUUGUUUACAAACGGAAUCGAAGCAGGACCAACUGAAGGAUGUUUUCCUUUUGGGUUGAAUGCAUCACACUGGACUUGGUCUAAAUUUUUGAAAAAGGAUCACUGGACAAUUCCUAGCAGAAGUUUGGAAGACAUCUGCAGUGCCUCUAACCUGUGUUGGAUUUAUGUUGCUGUAUGGUCUGCCAUAUCCAAUUUUGGACUAAAUGUGCUCUAUAUAAUGGAAGUUUUUAGUUAUUUUUUGGUGGUUUAGAGGUUCUUGGAAAGUUAUCAGAAGUCUUCGCAUCUGAAAUCCUCCAAUGCUGCAUUGGAUUAUAAUUAUUUAGUCAAUUUUUUAGCAUUUCAACAAAUUUCUUUAUGACUUAGAUGAGGAGACAAACGGACAAAAAUGUCUAACAACACCGCCAUUUUUACAGUGUUGGAACUGCAACACUGGGUUCCAUUUCAUGAAGCAGGUUUAAAAAACUCUUAUUGAAAUCCUAAACUCUAAAUUGAUCUAGCCUAAACUCUGAGUUUUUGGUUUCACAAUGGCUGCUAUAAAUUAGUUCAAUCAAGUCCAAGUAGAACGUCUCAGAGUUUAUCACGUGUGUAACAAGUAGGAGAAGCCAUUAUCAGUGGAGCGCCGAUUCGAAAUGAUCAUUUUUAUAUUUUGUACUGAUUAAGGCUAAAUUCAUUAAAUCACCAGGAAUUUUAGGUAUAGACAAUGAUCCAUUGAUUAUUCCUUGCUGACCGGUCUUUUUCUUUUACUGAGUUUGAACUUAUAUUAGACAUGCACUGGCUUGUAAAUUAUAUGCCAUUUCUGUAACUUCUCUUGUACGCAUACAUCUUAUUUGAGGUGUGAAACAGAGCAAAAGUGUAUUCUCGAGGUCUCCUUUUUACUGUCUCUAGUUACAUUGCAAUUACUCAUGCCUGAAUCAACACCCCCCCCCCCACCCACACACACACACACACACACACGCACACACGCACACACACACACACACACACACACACACACACUGUAGUUUAGUCCAUUCUCUUUGUGUACCUGUCCUGCUCACAGUAUUUGAUUAUGACCAAUUAGAUCAUUAUAACUAUCACAAUAAUUGUCAUGAUCAUGGUGCUGAUGACAGGCUUGAUUGCACAUUCCAUUCACCUGCCUAGCUCCGCCCAGUUUCUUGUUACCACUCAUCUGUUUCACCUACACCAGUCUCUAUUUAACCUGCCUUCUUCCUCUCAUCAGUGCCACAUUAUUUGAGCCCUUGGUGAGUUUUCUAGCUGAUAUUAUUGUUUCUGAUUAUCUGGUCCUGACCUGUUCUGCCUCUCAACAA